CACAACACUUGUCGUCUGAUCUGCCGGCUUCAGUUACUAUUUCGCGCUUAUACAAGGUUGCAGGGCAAACAUUUCCGCGUUUCCCCCGCUCAAAUCGCUGCCUUUCGGUCAGAUUUUGGGCAGUAGUUUUCCUCAGAUUGUCUGUAACCUGUGAAAGUCUGUUAGCGGGACGCAGCGCGACGGUAAGCGGACAUUCCAGCGGCGAUUUGGGCGGGACAGACAGACAGCAAGCCGGCCGUGCCACGUUGGUCGAGAAGAGAAAGCAGGCGUGAAAAAAUCGGGGCUCGAAUCAGACGAAAAACCGGACCACGAGGAUGCUCUUCAAGCUCACCGCUGUCCUAGUUGCCUUCAUAGCUUUGGGCCCUACCUUAUUUGGGAAGAAAAAUUCUGGAGACACUCUUGUUGGUCAGUGUCCUGAGGUGACCCCAGGCCAGGUGGGCACCUGUGUGGAGGCGUGUAACAACGACUCAAGCUGUGCGACCGGACAACUCUGCUGUUCCAAUGGCUGCGGACACACCUGCCAAGAAGCUGUCUUUGCUGAUUCCCAGAUGGCAACAACAGCCCCGCCCGACAACGUUGCUGAGAAGAUGAUGACAUCACCCCUCAUCACCGUCACCAUGGUGACAACCCUCCUCAUCAGCAUGCUGUACAUACCCUGAGGACCAAUCGCUGCACUGUACAUAAAUUAUGCAAAUAUCAUGCAAAUAUCACCUGUAAAUGGCAUAUAUAUAUAAUAUAGUAUAGCAUGUAGGACAUAUGUACAUUAUUGACUAGGACUGGCAUUUGAAAUAGAUUGUAGGGAAUGGUCAUCAUAUUGUAAGGAACAGAAUGGUACUGUGAAGGACUCUCAUUGGAACCUAAUGGAGCAUUGGGACCAAUGAAAAUGUGGUAUAUUUGAACCAAUCAGGACACAGGUUUGUAAAAGGAUCCAAUUGACAUGGGGAAUGUUCAACACAGGUAUUAAAUGGCUGGAAAGUGCUUCUUUUGUAAGUUGGUGACAAAAAUCUUGUUGAAUAAUAAGAUGCAAAAUUAUUUUGGAUACAGAGUUUAAUUAUAAGUUUUAUCUUUUGUUAGAUUAAUGUUGUCUGUACUUGUUCAGGUUUAGUGUUCUUUUUUGUGUCUUUUCCAUAACUUUGUUUUGUCCUUGUCCCCUAGCCCUUUGUAACAUACACAGUGUGACUAGUGGGGCAGCUUUUGCUACAUGUACAAUGCCACAGCUGAAGUAAAAAUAUGACUGUGUUAAAAAGUUGUAUAAUUUUUGCCAUUAUGUUCAACUCAGCUGCUUGCUACACCUGUGCUUUUACCCGUUAACAAUUCUGUUUGGCAUAAAGUUCAUGCUUUUUAAUUUCAGCCUUGCAGGCUUCUGUUUAAAGGAAAGAAGUAUAUCAUGUUUUAAGAAAAAAGUUACGGCAUUGUUUUUUAUGUUAAUAUAUUAGAGAUGCAAUCAUUUGUGCUGUGCCAAAAUUGUGUUAAAGUUUUUUUAACCUCCAGUGCUCUCAGGGCCGCUAAAUGUGUCCUGUAAGCCAACUUAGACUACCAAGGGUUAAAAACACUUGCAAACAGUGCCUCGUUGUUUGUUAGGUAGAUUUUUUAGGGUGUUGCCAUGGCAAAAGUUGUAUAUAAUCAUGCCAAAGAAAAAUUAAGAUACAGCAAAGGAAGGCUAAACUCGAAACCCCAACUUCUUGUAAUAAAAGAAUUGAAAAUGUU
Messenger RNA from Branchiostoma floridae (Florida lancelet), 1707 nucleotides. Its product is annotated as WAP four-disulfide core domain protein 18-like. Gene Ontology annotation, molecular function: peptidase inhibitor activity. Lineage: Eukaryota; Metazoa; Chordata; Leptocardii; Amphioxiformes; Branchiostomatidae. Gene Ontology annotation, biological process: antibacterial humoral response; innate immune response. Gene Ontology annotation, cellular component: extracellular region. Bases 315 to 659 code for a protein of 114 amino acids. The record is from RefSeq and is a predicted model, not a curated record. The transcript has 4 exons.